CCCCUCUCAUUUUUUUCAUGACUCUUGUGUUAUUCAGGAACAAAACAAACAUAUACAGUAUUAUACUCAGCACAAUUCAUUGAAAAGUGAAAGAGAGAGAGAGAGAGAGAUGAAAAAGGAGUGGUAUACAUAUUGUUUUUAAAUAAUAAUGUUGAGGUAAAUGAAGACCAUUAAAUUUUUUGAUGAACAUGGCCUAUAAUACCUUUACGCAAUAUGAGAUGGAUCACGGUGUCGAUCGAUCGUCACAAAGAAUCCUUGCUGGAGCUUUUGAACAAGCGUAUCAAAAGAACUGGAGAUGAUGAAGCCAAACUUUAAGGAUUCAUGUAUGUUACUAGAGGAUGCUGAUUAUGAUAUCCAAAUAUUACUUGAAUAAGAGAGGGAUAGAAAUUAUAGGGGGUAGAUUUAAGGGGGGCCGCUGUAGAACCAUCAGCGUAAUUGAUAUCUUUCAUAAAAGUGGCGAAUAAGUUCCCCGAUGAAGAUGAUGCUGUCGCUGUUGAUGAUCUUCUGUGUUGUCUUCUUCAGGUUGUGCAAUUGUAGGUGCCCGUUGAGUACAUUGGUAGCGGUUGUUGUUGCAUUUGUCGAUGGUAUUAUUGAUCGACUUGUCGUGUUGCUGUUGCUGUUGUUGCCAAACAAGGAUGCAGAUGUUGGAUCGGGAACUUAGAUAGGGAAGCUAAAUGGCGCUCGAUUGAAGCGUGGUGUCAAUGACCAAUGAGAAGCAAGUGUCACCGGAUACCGAAUCUCAUUGAUCACAAACGAUACCCUUAUGCAAAUACCUAGGUGUGUUAUGAAUUUUUUGUUGCUGCUGCUUUUGUAAUGAGGUGUGGUGUAUAUGUGAGAAACACAUGCGAAGCAUGGUUUUCCUUGACUUGACAGACAGAAUACGAAUGUCUAACACCGUCGAUUUAUGACUCACAG
Messenger RNA from Zychaea mexicana, 915 nucleotides. RefSeq lists its product as uncharacterized. The record is from RefSeq and is a predicted model, not a curated record. The transcript is spliced from 3 exons. The coding region runs from base 473 to 661 and encodes 62 amino acids. NCBI's taxonomy places the organism in Eukaryota, Fungi, Mucoromycota, Mucoromycetes, Mucorales, Lichtheimiaceae.